Molecule: messenger RNA, 615 nt
Organism: Daktulosphaira vitifoliae (grape phylloxera)
Lineage: Eukaryota; Metazoa; Arthropoda; Insecta; Hemiptera; Phylloxeridae
Exons: 1
Coding region: 1-615 (204 amino acids)
Source: RefSeq, a predicted model, not a curated record
AUGCCUCAUAUAAACGUAGAGGACAGUGUCAGAUUGAAACUGUUAAAGACUUUAGAUUCUCGUAAACCACUUUACAUCGCUUUUAGAAGUUGGGAAUUAUUUGAACAUCCAUAUUUACCACAAACUACAAAACAUUCGUGGGCCGUUAAAACAUCAACGCAUACGGAAAAACCUAGAUAUGUGAUUAUAGGAUUUCAAGCUAAACGUAAAAACAAAAUAACAGCUGACAUUAGUAGAUUCGAUCACUGUUCUCUAAUAUCACUCAAAGUAUUUUUGAAUUCGGAAUCAUAUCCUUACGAUAGUUUAAACAUUGAUUUCGAUAAUGAUAAAUAUUCAGCAUUAUAUCAAAUGUAUUCAUCGUUUCAAGAUAGCUUUUAUAAUAUAGAUAACGGUGAUCCUAUUUUGACUAAAGAAGAAUUUAAAGAUAACGCUCCUAUAGUUGUUAUCGAUUGUUCUAAACAAAAUGAAAAAAUUAAGAGCGCUCCCGUUGACGUUCGAAUUGAAUUCGAAACUAAAAUUCCUAUACCAAACAAUACAUCAGCAUAUUGUCUUAUACUACAUGAUAAGAUUUUCGAGUAUAACGCUAUGACUAGCGAAGUACACAAGGUGAUUUAA